AUGCCCGUGAUGCCUCGCGGCAGGAGCAGGACCGCCUCCACAAGCGGUUCGCCCUACAAGCCGAAUGGACGCAAUCGGCCCACUAAGAUCGCCUUGGAUACAUCCGACGACGACGACGACGAGAUCGAAGAAAGAAAACCAGCAAAGAGAGGUCGCCUGCCCAAGGCCCAGCAGGAGGUCGUGACCGUCGAUGAUGAUGAUGAAGAGGACGACGACGAUGACGAUAGCGUCCAAGCCGAAGACGAAUACGAGGUCGAGGCCAUCCGCACCCAUCGCCCGCUCAAAGGCUCAGAUUCCUGGAACAUGGAGUACUUGAUCAAGUGGAAAGGUUGGGACGAGGCGGACAACACGUGGGAGCCCGAGAGUAACCUCACGCGUCAACUGGUCGACGACUACUGGAAGACGCAACCUUCUAAGUCUCAGCCCAAAAAGUUCGAACUGGUUCAGAAGCGCAAAUCUCGCCACACGGACGAAGACGACGACUUGGACGAGAUCGAGGUCGAAGACGACGAGGAAUCGGAAGAGGAGCCCAGCAGCAAGUCGUCCCGCAGGGCAACCCGGGCUAAGAAUGGGCGUCGAGUGAGUGCGGCGGCAUCCUCCAAGAGCAGCAGUCCGGCCAAGAGACCGCGCGUCUCUGCCUCGAUCCUUCGACGCGCAUCUUCCUCCACGUCUGAAGAGGAUGAGGACGACGACGACGACGACGAUCAUGCUGAGUCUCGCCCCAAGUCGAGCGCAGAGAGCAAGCAAAAAGCUCUGGAAAAGGUGCGCGUUCGCUUUUUGGACCACUACAUGGAGCGCAAAGACUGGGAGGACUGCGUCGAUUGCAUCAUCAACAUGCAGCGCAGCGAGGACGACAGUCGACUGCAGAGCUGGGUGCAAUUCGAACAGAGCAAAUCAUGGAGUAGGGCCAUGAAAUCGAUCGAUAUGCCGGAAGAGGCAGAUGGCAGAGGGCCUCGCCUCUGGGUCGACAACGACAUCGCCAAUGAGCGCUGCCCUCAGAAGAUUAUUAAGUUCUACGAGCAGCACGUCCGAUUCUCCAACCCGCGCCUCGCGCGUUAG
Molecule: messenger RNA, 1059 nt
Organism: Sporisorium graminicola
Lineage: Eukaryota; Fungi; Basidiomycota; Ustilaginomycetes; Ustilaginales; Ustilaginaceae
Exons: 2
Coding region: 1-1059 (352 amino acids)
Biological process (GO): heterochromatin formation
Cellular component (GO): nucleus
Source: RefSeq, a predicted model, not a curated record